UUCAUGGUAUGAGAGAGAUAGAGAGAGAGGGAGCGUAGAAGACGAGGAAGAGGAAUACUGUGAGAAUGCAUGGCACGUGAAGGAAGUCUAUUCAUCUGAACAGCGAGCCAGCUGCCAGCACGUACAGAAAGACAGCGAGCCCAUGGCUGACUCUGAAAUUAGCAAGGAACCGUAAAUGAGCUGUCCGCCCAGCUACACGAAAACGGAAAAUGUUACUGAAUAUAAAACAUAUAUUGUGGUUAUUCUACUUAUGCCACUUAUUCUGUGGACAUGCCUCCAGUUCAGUAAUAGUGAUGCAGCCUGUAAGCGGCUCACUGUCAGGGAAGGUGGUCCUGCCCUGCCACUUCUCUAUGCUCCCUACCAUGGCACCCAGCAAUGCCACAAUCCCAAACACAAACUAUUUGCGUAUCAAAUGGACCAAGAUUGAGGGUGAGAUGGAAUUCAUCGUGCUCGUAGCCCAGAGCGGUGUCAUUAAGAUUGGCUCCAGCUACAGGAACCGGGUGUCUGUGCAGAGUCACCCCGAAUAUGUCGUCGACGCUUCGUUGACGAUGGUGAAGCUGCGGGCCAGCGAUGCUGGAACUUACCGCUGCGAGGUCAUGUAUGGCAUUGAGGACACACAAGAUACGGUCAACUUAGAUGUCAGUGGUGUUGUUUUUCAUUAUCGGGACAAGGCCAGCAGAUACACCUUGGACUACAACAGUGCUGUAGAGGCCUGCAAAAGCAUUGGCGCUACAAUUGCCACAGCAGACCAGCUGAAAGCGGCCUAUGAGGAUGGAUUCGACCAGUGUGAUGCUGGUUGGAUAGAAGAUAAGACAGUGCGAUACCCCAUCACUAGUCCAAGACUUGGCUGCUCUGGGAACAUGCCUGGAAAACCUGGCGUCCGGUCAUAUGGCUUUCGGAAGCCCUCUGAGACUUAUGAUGUGUACUGUUAUGCAGACAAGCUUGAGGGUCAAGUGUUUUUCGCCCCUGCCACACGUAAAAUGACCUUUGAGGAGGCCAAGUCUGAGUGUGAGAGCUGGAACGCAAUGCUGGCUUCCCCCGGUCAGCUCCAUUCUGCCUGGAGGAAAGGGUUGGACCGUUGCGACUAUGGAUGGCUCUCAGAUGGAAGUGCCCGUCAUCCUGUAUCCAUACCCAGGUUGCAGUGUGGUGGGGGCCUGCUUGGUGUUCGGACCAUGUAUCGCUACAACAACCAGACAGGCUUUCCAGAACAAACCACGAAAUUGGGAGCAUACUGUUUCAAAGGUCAUGAGCAUUUACUGAACCAGUCAACUUGGGUGGAUGUCACAAUCCAGGGUGUCAGCUCUGCCUCACCCAACACAGGCUCUUCAACCAUUGGCCAGGCUGCCUCCUUUGCGACAGUGUUCUCUUUGGAGCCAAGAGAAACCUCUGAAGUAGACCACGUCUCUGUAGAUGACUAUGACAGCAUUGCCACAACAGAGCCUCCUUCCAUGUUUUCCACCAGCAUGGCCCCACCAGGCACCUCACAGCUUCCUAGCAGCCCUGAGUUACCAAUUAGCCAGCAUGUCACAGUGGAUUUUAUAGAAGAUGAUACAAUUAUGACACCAGAUUUAAAUGAAUUUGGCACUGAAAGCUCAACUGGGUUGGAGGCACAAAGACGUGGAGAUGUUGUUCAUGAUGAGUUCACAACUGCUACUCAUGCUGUUAUAAAGGCACCUUCAGAUGAAUCAGAAGAUCACACUGUUCUUGAAGUGGGCACAAUUCCAGCUGAUGUUCUGCUCUCAGCCUCUCCAAGCACAGAGCCUAUGUUUGCAGUAGGAAAAACUGAGGAACUGGAUCUGGAAGACAUACACAUGCAAACUACCUCGGACCUACUGCUUACCGUACUGCCCACACAGAGGAUUAGAAUAUCUCCAGAUUCUGAAGGAACUGUACAGUCUAUUACUGAAACAACUGUAGCUACAAAAUCAGUGAUGGAGCUUGGGGAUUAUGGAACCAGCACUGAAGCCUCAACAAGUGAAACAACUCAUCACAAAUCACCCCAAAUACUAGUGCACCCUGUCACUGGGCUUUCCUAUGAAAGCAGUUCCAGAGAAAGCACAACAAAAGAUGAAGAAGGAUUGCUUAGUACCAAAGAUGUCCAUCUAACCAUAGGAGCCGAGAGAGCCCCAGUUGAAUCUACUAAGUUUGGUGAAUAUAAUGAAUAUGAAACAGACACAGACAUUAGUGUUAUGGCUGGGCCACCAUCCAAAUCCACCAUUCCAGAGGCUGAAGUGACCUCUGAUGGAGUUAUCAGCUCUGAACUUUACACCACACCACUCACUACUGAAGCCACUGUCACAUUCACAACAUUUAUGUGUAAUACGAUGCCUGGAUCAACCACCCUAGAAAUGGAAGAGGUGGAAGAGCGUCUCAGCUCUGUGGAACCUAGUUUACAGAUACCUGAUAUCAGUGCGGAAGAACCCCUGAGCACUACACCCAUAUCAGCAUCACCCCAGGUUACCAAGCCAUUGAGAUCCACAACAGCUGAAACACCUGCUCAAGAAUCGGAAAGUGCAGCAUUCACUGAGGAAUCAGCAUCAGGCAGUCCUGAAAGCCUUAGUGAGAUAAUGACAGAAAGCAAUGAUAUGACUAUCGACACUGGCAGAGAGCAUAUUCAGUCGGUGACACUUUCUCCUACAACAAGCCCCACAAAUUGUACAGUGUCCUCAGCUGGACAGGCUAUCCAAGUGAUCAUCAUUAAUGUAGAUCAGCAAAAGGAUAAUGAUACAACUGAAGUGGAUCCACUACUUACUGGUCAGGUUCCUAUUAUUCCUGUGGUGCCUGAUGAGCCUAUCCCCUCCCUUGUGGAUGGUGAGCCUAUUCUGGCUAGUGAAGAUUCUACUUUUGACUUCUCCUCUCCUGUUGCCACCACUACGCCAAUACUCAGUUUCAUAAAUGGUAAGAAAGAGGUGAGUGCUGAGCCCAAGUAUGUUGUUGAGGAAGAGGCAAGAGGAGAUGUAUUUGAGAGUGUGUCCUCAACACUCCCGAAUGUAACACAAAUAGAAGAACAAAAGGAGAGAACAUCUCAAUUGGAUUAUUCUCAGUCUGAUAUUACAACAGAAGAUGAGUCAUCAAUGUCAAGCCAAGAAGUAACCUAUCCAUUGCCUGUUUUCUUCAGUACAUUUGAGCCAAAAUAUGAUUAUAAACAAGAACAAAUAUUUGUAGAGGGCAUUCCUCCAUCACCUUUUGUACCAGAACCUAAGGAUGAGACACUCAUUGAUGAAGGAACUAUCAUACUCAGAACUCUUUCUGCAGACAAAGUUGAAGGAAGUUCCUCAAUAAAGCCACACCAGGCAUUGAAAGAACUAGCAACUUCUUCUCUAGAUACUUUGGAAAAGAAAGUGACAGUUGCGUCAUCUAAUGCAGGCCCCCAGAGUAGAGUAGUCACUGAAGAUUUUAGUCAAACAUCAUUCAUUAAGACCAUAAACACAGAUCAAGCAAGCACUGAAACUCUGUCAGUGAUCCCUAGGAAACCUGAAGAUUCAUCACAGAUAGGAAUGCCUGACAUUGCUUCUACAACCAUGGGCAUUUCCUCAACAACUGCAUUGCAUGCAACAGAAAAAGAUGCCCAUACCCUUGAGGCAAUAUUAACUGGUCAUUCCUCCUCCACACCUUUCCUGUACACAACAGAAAAGGUGACAGGAUUGACCAAAAAGAAAGAGAGCUCAGAUGCCACAGUUGGGGUGACAGAUGUUACAAAUCUAAUGGGCACUGAUACAACCAAAACAAUACCUAAAGACAUUUCAGUGCUGAUACCUUUACAAAUGUCCACAGUAACAAUGGGCACAGUGAGCAUUCCCUCCAGUGUAUCCCCAUUGGGGUUUGAAGAUAAACAUACAUCUAGUAUAACAAUAAUUCCUAAAUCCUCUACCCUCUCUGAAGCACUACAGACAAUGCAGGAAAAUACAAAAUCAACACCAGACACAGGCACAGAUAAGACUGUAAAAACAGACCAUACAGAAAUUACACAAAGGACAAAGGAAAAAUUAGUAGCUUCUUUCACUGGAGACAUAGAUACUUCAGAGUCAUUUACUGAGAAGGUCAUAAGAUAUUGGACAGCAAAGAGCACAAUUAUUGCAACUUCUGUUCCUGGCAUGGAAAGCAUAACCAAAUCUAUUCCCAUAGCUGACGAAGAAGGGUCAGGAGACCAAACCCCUGAUCUCUUUUCUACAAAGCCUGCUUUACUGCAUAGCACAGUCACAAGUGAAUUUGGCAACAUGACGUCACACUCAAUAAUGACACAAACUGAGAAGUUGCAAACAGAAGCACUAUCAAUAUCUGCAGAUCCAUCAGCCCUUCCAAUUAUUGUUUCCUCAGAAAAAAACAUUUCUUCUGUGGAAACAACAACUUUAGAUGAGAAAUCAACUGAGAUUCCAGUUACAAUUCUAAACACAUUGUCAGCAGAGGAGAUAGCCAGUAAACAUGUGCUGUCAGGCACAGGUUCACAAACCAUCUUUCAAUUUUCAGAGACUGAUGGCUCAGGAGAUCAACCCUAUGUAAUGCUGACCAAAGAAUCCACACCAGUUGCUCCACUGCAUACUACAUCUAGAGUCAAAGAAAUUAUCAGUGAAACAGCUACUCAUGUAAUCCAAACUGUUCCUGGCACAGUGUUAAUACAGACUGAUCUGACAACUCAAGAUGAAUAUUUGGCACCUAUUUCAGAGAGAUUGGAAGCAAAAACAGAUGCUGACACCUCAGUAAAAGAGACAACUGAGACACUUAGUAAAGUGCCUUUGCCCACACUUGAAUCUGCUGUGCCUAAUGCAUCUCACACAUUUAGUGAAAGGACUAAGCUACUCUCAGCUGAAAGCACAGUAAGAGAAACAUUUAUAAGUGAUAGUACCACAGAGCCACAUGGAAUAAGCAUUGCAGUUUGGAAAACUAGGGUCACCACACCAGAAAAUGUGAAGUAUCUGACAGAAGUAACAUCCACAUCAUCAAAGCCACCAGAAUUGCCUAUUAUCGAUUCCUCUGAAAUAAUGUUUUCCUCAACAGAGAGCUCCGAGACAUCUGAUAAGUUUACUAUGGAGUCCUUAAGCACUAUCUCAUCCAUGUUUAGUGCAGUGGAAGUGCCAUCAGGGACAACUUCUGAGUCACUAUUCCAUUUUCCUGAGGAGAAAGGCUUAGGUGGUCAAAGAGUUUACACUAUUACAACAAUAACAAGAGCAAAAACAGAAACAGAAUCUCCUACUUUAUUUCAUACUGAAGACAAAGACAAAGACAUACUGAAGACUUCCACAACAGCAAUGUUUGAAACAUCGUUACCUCAGUCAGAGGGCACAAUGCUGGAGAGAACAUCUGUGAUGCCAAUUGUUUCAUUUGAAAAAUCAACUGUGGUUCCUACACAUGAACUUACCAGAGAGCAGGAAAUGACCAUUGCACCAACUAUAAUGAACGCAAGUCAUACAGUCACAUUAAUUCCCACCAUAUCCUUGUCAGAGGGAACAACAAUAAAAACAGAAACAGAACAUGUGACAGGUUACACUGGUGCCACAAAAUUGUCAGAUAUUACCAGCACUGACAAAAUCACUAUCACUGACCUACCUCUAGAUGAAUCAGAACUUGAUUACACAAAGAGUACAAUGGACCAUUUAAAUGUUGAAAUAGCAACACAUUCCACACCAUUUAAGUCUCAUAUUACUUCAAUAGUUUCUGUAAGCCCAUCUCAAACACAAUUUAUGGCUUCUUCUUUGGAACCUGGUAGUGGAGACACCGAGGACACCACAGGUGAAACUGAAGGCACAGAAGCUGGUCCUGUAGCAUCCAGUGUUGCUCUUGAAUCAAUUCCUCCAUUUCCUGCUUCCUCAACAGAAGAUGUGACAAAAACAUCUACAGCAGUGACAAAAACUGAGGAAACAGAGUUGCCAAUACACACACCUACAGAAGAGAUUUCAUCAAUUUUUUCCAGCUCAACUUUUACAACUCCCGUUUUAUUUUUCAGAACAGAUGAGGAUGAAAAAUUUGUGAAAGAACAAACAACAGAUUAUACUACAAAACAAGCAGUUUUUACAAGCACUGGCAAAAUGUACACUAUGUCUAGUUUGUUUGCAACAGAUGAUAAAAUCUCUGCAAAACAAACUGUAGAAUCAUCUUCAGCUCCUGCUUUCACUCCAUCAUCCAAAUCUCCAGCUUCAUCUUCUGAUUUAGAGAGAACUGGCACAGCACGUUCAAUUUCAACUCACAUCGAUAUGGAAGUGUCUGGGGCUUUAGGUACAGAUGAUGGUCAAGAGUCUACCCUGCUUGAAGGAUCUGCUGAAAAGAUAUCAGAAAUCACAACUGAUGCUGUCAAGGAAUUUUCUGUGAGGACAGAUGAAGCAGAACUUGAUUACACAAAGAGCACUUUGGACCAUUUAAGUGCUGAAGUAGCAACACAUUCCACACCAUUUAAGUCUCAUAUUGCUUCAACAGUUUCUGUAAGCCCAUCUCAAACACAAUUUAUGGCUUCUUCUAUAGAUCCUGGUAGUGGAGACACCGAGGACACUUCAGGUGAAACUGAAGGCUCAGAAGAUGAUGGUUCCGGUACUGUAGCUUCCAGCGUUGUUCUUGAGCCAACUCCUCCAUUUCCUGCUUCAUCAACAGAAGAUGUGACAAAAACAUCUGGAGCAGUGACAAAAACUGAGGAAACAGAGUUGCCAAUACACACACCUACAGAAGAGAUUUCAUCAAUUAUUUCCAGCUCAACUUUUACAACUUCUGUUUUAUCUUUCAGAACAGAUGAGGAUGAAAAAUUUGUGAAAGAACAAACAGCAGAUUAUACUACAAAACAUCCAGGUUUUACAAGCACUGGCAAAAUGUCCACUAUGUCUAGUUUGUUUGCAACAGAUGAUGAAAUCUCUGCAAAACUAACCCUAGAAUCAUCUUCAGUUCCUGCAUCUUCUCCACCAAUCAUUUCUACAAAUUCAUCUUCGGAAUUAGAAAGAAUAAGCUCUACAACACAUUCAACUUCAACUCACAUUGAUAUGGAAGCAUCUGGGGCUUUAGGUACAGAUGUUCAUCAAGAGUCUACCCCGCUUGAAGGAUCUGCUGAAAAGAUAUCAGAAAUCACAACAACUGAUGCUGUCAAGGAAUUUUCUAUAAGGACAGAUGAAUCAGAACUUGAUUACACAAAGAGCACUUUGGACCAUUUAAGUGCUGAAAUACCAACACAUUCCUCACCAUUUAAGUCUCAUAUUACUUCAACAGUUUUUGUAAGCCUAUCUCAAACACAAUUCAUGGCUUCUUCUAUAGAACCUGGUAGUGGAGACACCGAGGACACUUCAGGUGAAACUGAAGGCACAGAAGAUGAUGGUUCCGGUAAUGUAGCUUCCAGCAUUGUUCUUGAGUCAACUCCUCCAUUUCCUGCUUCAUCAACAGAAGAUGUGACAAAAACAUCUGGAGCAGUGACAAAAACUGAGGAAACAGAGUUGCCAAUACACACACCUACAGAAGAGAUUUCAUCAAUUAUUUCCAGCUCAACUUUUACAACUCCUGUUUUAUCCUUCAGAACAGAUGAAGAUGAAAAAUUUGUGAAAGAACAAACAACAGAUUAUACUACAAAACAACCAGUUUUUACAAGCACUGGCAAAAUGUACACUAUGUCUAGUUUGUUUGCAACAGAUGAUAAAAUCUCUGCAAAACAAACUGUAGAAUCAUCUUCAGCUCCUGCUUUCACUCCAUCAUCCAUAUCUCCAGCUUCAUCUUCUGACUUAGAGAGAACUGGCACAGCACAUUCAACUUCAACUCACAUCGAUAUGGAAGCAUUUGGGGCUUUAGGUACAGAUGAUGGUCAAGAGUCUACCCUGCUUGAAGGAUCUGCUGAAAAGAUAUCAGAAAUCACAACAACUGAUGCUGUUAAGGAAUUUUCUAUAAGGACAGAUGAAUCAGAGCUUGGUUACACAAAGAGCACUUUGGACCAUUUAAGUGCUGAAGUAGCAACACAUUCCACACCAUUUAAGUCUCAUAUUGCUUCAACAGUUUCUGUAAGCCCAUCUCAAAUACAAUUUAUGGCUUCUUCUUUAGAACCUGGUAGUGGAAAUACCGAGGAUGCUAUAAGUGAAACUGAACACUCAGAUGAUGAUGGUUCUGGUACUGUAGCAUCCAGUGUUGCUCUUGAGUCAACUCCUCCGUUUUCUGCUUCAUCAACAGAAGACAUGAGAAAAACAUCUGGAGCAGUGACAAAAACUGAGGAAACAGAGUUGCCAAUACACACACCUAUAGAAGAGAUUUCAUCAAUUAUUUCCAGCUCAAAUUUUACAACUCCUGUUUUAUCUUUCAGAACAGAUGAGGAUGAAAAAUUUGUGAAAGAACAAACAACAGAUUAUAUUACAACACAACCAGUUUUUACAAGCAAUGGCAAAAUGUCCACUAUGUCUAGUUUGUUUGCAACAGAUGAUGAAAUCUCUGCAAAACAAACUGUAGAAUCAUCUUCAGCUCCUGCUUUCACUCCAUCAUCCAUGUCUCCAGCUUUAUCUUCUGACUUAGAGAGAACUGGCACAGCACAUUCAACUUCAACUCACAUCGAUAUGGAAGCAUCUGGGGCUUUAGGUACAGAUGAUGUUCAAGAGUCUACCCUGGUUGAAGGAUCUGCUGAAAAGAUAUCAGAAAUCACAACAAAUGAUGCUGUCAAGGGAUUUUCUAUAAGGACAGAAGAAGCAGAACUUGAUUACACAAAGAGCACUUUGGACCAUUUAAGUGCUGAAGUAGCAACACAUUCCACACCAUUUAAGUCUCAUAUUACUUCAACAGUUUUUGUAAGCCCAUCUCAAACACAAUUUAUGGCUUCUUCUUUAGAAGCUGGUAGUGGAGACACAGAGGACACUUCAGGUGAAACUGAAGGCUCAGAAGAUGAUGGUUCCGGUACUGUAGCUUCCAGCGUUGUUCUUGAGUCAACUCCUCCAUUUCCUGCUUCAUCAACAGAAGACGUGAUAAAAACAUCUGGAGCAUUGACAACAACUGAGGAAACAGAGUUGCCAAUACACACACCUACAGAGGAGAUUUCAUCAAUUUUUUCUACCUCAACUUUUACAACUCCUGUUUUAUCCUUCAGAACAGAUGAAGAUGAAAAAUUUGUGAAAGAACAAACAGCUGAUUAUAUUACAACACAACCAGUUUUUACAAGCACUGGCAAAAUGUCCACUAUGUCUAGUUUGUUUGCAACAGAUGAUGAAAUCUCUGCAAAACUAACCCUGGAAUCAUCUUCAGUUCCUGCAUCUUCUCCACCAACCAUUUCUUCAACUUCAUCUUCAGACUUAGUAAGAAUAAGCUCUACAACACAUUCAACUUCAACUCACAUCGAUAUGGAGGCGUCUAGGGCUUUAGGUACAGAUGUUCAUCAAGAGUAUACCCUGCUUGAAGGAUCUGCUGAAAAGAUAUUAGAAAUCACAACAACUGAUGCUGUUAAGGAAUUUUCUAUAAAGACAGAUGAAUCAGAAUUUGAUUACACAAAGAGCACAUUGGACCAUUUAAGUGCUGAAAUAGCAACACAUUCCACACCAUUUAAGUCUCAUAUUACUUCACCAGUUUUUGUAAGCCCAUCUCAAACACAACUCAUUGCUUCUUCUUUAGAACCUGGUAGUGGAGACACCGAGGACACUUCAGGUGAAACUGAAGGGUCAGAAGAUGAUGGUUCCGGUACUUUAGCUUCCAGCAUUGUUCUUGAGUCAACUCCUCCAUUUCCUGCUUCAUCAACAGAAGACGUGAUAAAAACAUCUGGAGCAUUGACAACAACUGAGGAAACAGAGUUGCCAAUACACACACCUACAGAAGAGAUUUCAUCAAUUUUUUCCAGCUCAAUUUUUACAACUCCUGUUUUAUCUUUCAGAACAGAUGAGGAUGAAAAAUUUGUUAAAGAACAAACAGCAGAUUAUACUACAAAACAACCAGGUUUUACAAGCACUGGCAAAAUGUCCACUAUGUCUAGUUUGUUUGCAACAGGUGAUGAAAUCUCUGCAAAACAAACUGUAGAAUCAUCUUCAGCUACUGCUUUCACUGCAUCAUCCAUGUCUCCAGCUUCAUCUUCUGACUUAGAGAGAACUGGCACAGCACAUUCAACUUCAACUCACAUCGAUAUGGAAGCAUUUGGGGCUUUAGGUACAGAUGAUGGUCAAGAGUCUACCCUGCUUGAAGGAUCUGCUGAAAAGAUAUCAGAAAUCACAACAACUGAUGCUGUUAAGGAAUUUUCUAUAAGGACAGAUGAAUCAGAGCUUGGUUACACAAAGAGCACUUUGGACCAUUUAAGUGCUGAAGUAGCAACACAUUCCACACCAUUUAAGUCUCAUAUUGCUUCAACAGUUUCUGUAAGCCCAUCUCAAAUACAAUUUAUGGCUUCUUCUUUAGAACCUGGUAGUGGAAAUACCGAGGAUGCUAUAAGUGAAACUGAACACUCAGAUGAUGAUGGUUCUGGUACUGUAGCAUCCAGUGUUGCUCUUGAGUCAACUCCUCCGUUUUCUGCUUCAUCAACAGAAGACAUGAGAAAAACAUCUGGAGCAGUGACAAAAACUGAGGAAACAGAGUUGCCAAUACACACACCUAUAGAAGAGAUUUCAUCAAUUAUUUCCAGCUCAAAUUUUACAACUCCUGUUUUAUCUUUCAGAACAGAUGAGGAUGAAAAAUUUGUGAAAGAACAAACAACAGAUUAUAUUACAACACAACCAGUUUUUACAAGCAAUGGCAAAAUGUCCACUAUGUCUAGUUUGUUUGCAACAGAUGAUGAAAUCUCUGCAAAACAAACUGUAGAAUCAUCUUCAGCUCCUGCUUUCACUCCAUCAUCCAUGUCUCCAGCUUUAUCUUCUGACUUAGAGAGAACUGGCACAGCACAUUCAACUUCAACUCACAUCGAUAUGGAAGCAUCUGGGGCUUUAGGUACAGAUGAUGUUCAAGAGUCUACCCUGGUUGAAGGAUCUGCUGAAAAGAUAUCAGAAAUCACAACAAAUGAUGCUGUCAAGGGAUUUUCUAUAAGGACAGAAGAAGCAGAACUUGAUUACACAAAGAGCACUUUGGACCAUUUAAGUGCUGAAGUAGCAACACAUUCCACACCAUUUAAGUCUCAUAUUACUUCAACAGUUUUUGUAAGCCCAUCUCAAACACAAUUUAUGGCUUCUUCUUUAGAAGCUGGUAGUGGAGACACAGAGGACACUUCAGGUGAAACUGAAGGCUCAGAAGAUGAUGGUUCCGGUACUGUAGCUUCCAGCGUUGUUCUUGAGUCAACUCCUCCAUUUCCUGCUUCAUCAACAGAAGACGUGAUAAAAACAUCUGGAGCAUUGACAACAACUGAGGAAACAGAGUUGCCAAUACACACACCUACAGAGGAGAUUUCAUCAAUUUUUUCUACCUCAACUUUUACAACUCCUGUUUUAUCCUUCAGAACAGAUGAAGAUGAAAAAUUUGUGAAAGAACAAACAGCUGAUUAUAUUACAACACAACCAGUUUUUACAAGCACUGGCAAAAUGUCCACUAUGUCUAGUUUGUUUGCAACAGAUGAUGAAAUCUCUGCAAAACUAACCCUGGAAUCAUCUUCAGUUCCUGCAUCUUCUCCACCAACCAUUUCUUCAACUUCAUCUUCAGACUUAGUAAGAAUAAGCUCUACAACACAUUCAACUUCAACUCACAUCGAUAUGGAGGCGUCUAGGGCUUUAGGUACAGAUGUUCAUCAAGAGUAUACCCUGCUUGAAGGAUCUGCUGAAAAGAUAUUAGAAAUCACAACAACUGAUGCUGUUAAGGAAUUUUCUAUAAAGACAGAUGAAUCAGAAUUUGAUUACACAAAGAGCACAUUGGACCAUUUAAGUGCUGAAAUAGCAACACAUUCCACACCAUUUAAGUCUCAUAUUACUUCACCAGUUUUUGUAAGCCCAUCUCAAACACAACUCAUUGCUUCUUCUUUAGAACCUGGUAGUGGAGACACCGAGGACACUUCAGGUGAAACUGAAGGGUCAGAAGAUGAUGGUUCCGGUACUUUAGCUUCCAGCAUUGUUCUUGAGUCAACUCCUCCAUUUCCUGCUUCAUCAACAGAAGACGUGAUAAAAACAUCUGGAGCAUUGACAACAACUGAGGAAACAGAGUUGCCAAUACACACACCUACAGAAGAGAUUUCAUCAAUUUUUUCCAGCUCAAUUUUUACAACUCCUGUUUUAUCUUUCAGAACAGAUGAGGAUGAAAAAUUUGUUAAAGAACAAACAGCAGAUUAUACUACAAAACAACCAGGUUUUACAAGCACUGGCAAAAUGUCCACUAUGUCUAGUUUGUUUGCAACAGGUGAUGAAAUCUCUGCAAAACAAACUGUAGAAUCAUCUUCAGCUACUGCUUUCACUGCAUCAUCCAUGUCUCCAGCUUCAUCUUCUGACUUAGAGAGAAGUGGCACAACACAUUCAACUUCAACUCACAUCAAUAUGGAAGCGUCUGGGGCUUUAGGUACAGAUGAUUGUCAAGAGUCUACCCUGCUUGAAGGAUCUGCUGAAAAGAUAUCAGAAAUCACAACAACUGAUGCUGUUAAGCAAUUUUUUAUAAGGACGGAUGAAGCAGAACUUGAUUACCCAAAGAGCACUUUGGACCAUUUAAGUUCUGAAGUAGCGACACAUUCCACACCAUUUAAGUUUCAUAUUGCUUCAACAGUUUCUGUAAGGCCAUCUCAAACACAAUUUAUGGCUUCUUCUUUAGAACCUGGUAGUGGAAACACCGAGGACGCUAUAAGUGAAACUGAAGGCUCAGAAGAUGAUGGUUCUGGUACUGUAGCUUCCAGCGUUGUUCUUGAGCCAACUCCUCCAUUUCCUGCUUCAUCAACAGAAGAUGUGACAAAAACAUCUGGAGCAGUGACAAAAACUGAGGAAACAGAGUUGCCAAUACACACACCUACAGAAGAGAUUUCAUCAAUUAUGUCCAGCUCAACUUUUACAGCUCCUGUUUUAUCCUUCAGAACAGAUGAGGAUGAAAAAUUUGUGAAAGAACAAACAACAGAUUAUACUACAAAACAAUCAGUUUUUACAAGCACUGGCAAAAUGUACACUAUGUCUAGUUUGUUUGCAACACAUGAUGAAAUCUCUGCAAAACAAACUGUAGAAUCAUCUUCAGCUCCUGCUUUCACUCCAUCAUCCAUGUCUCCAGGUUCAUCUUCUGACUUAGAGAGAACUGGCACAACACAUUCAUCUUCAACUCACAUAGAUAUGGAAGUGUCUGGGGCUUUAGGUACAGAUGAUGUUCAAGAGUCUACCCUGGUUGAAGGAUCUGCUGAAAAGAUAUCAGAAAUCACAACAACUGAUGCUGUUAAGGAAUUUUUUAUAAGGACAGAUGAAGCAGAACUUGAUUACACAAAUAGCACAUCGGACCAUUUAAGUGCUGAAGUAGCAACACAUUCCACACCAUUUAAGUCUCAUAUUACUUCAACAGUUUCUGUAAGGCCAUCUCAAACACAGUUCAUGAUCUCUUCUUUAGAACCUGGUAGUGGAGACACUGAGGACACUACAGGUGAAACUGAAGGCACAGAAGCUGAUGGUUCCCGUCCUGUAGCAUCCAGUGUUGUUCUUGAAUCAACUCCUCCAUUUCAUGCUUCACCAACAGAUGAUAUGACAACAACAAAGUCUGGAGCAGUGACAAAAACUGAGGAAAUCAGCAUUGUUCUUGAGUCAUCUUUUUCUGCUCAAUCAACAGAAUUUGAUGCAGUCAUAGAAACUGAGGGGACGAAGUUUCCAGAGCUCACAACUAGUCAAAAGAUUUUGCCAGUUUUUCCCACUUCACUUCCUUCCGGGCCUAUUACUUCCUUUACAACCCGAUCUUUAAGUCAACAGACAUCUGACUACAUUGCAAAACACCCAGUUUCUGCUCAGACUAACAAAUUACCUAGUAUAAGUACUGUACCCUCAACAAGUGAUUAUGUCUACGUAAAACAAACUCUAGAAUCAGAUUCAACUUCUGCCUCUUUUCAUGCAAGCAUAGCUCCAAUAUCAUCUCACUUGCAAAGAAUAAGCUCUACCAUACACCCAUCAGCUCAUAUCGAUGCAGUUUCAAGCACAGAAGAUGAGCAAUAUUCUCCUAUAUUUGAAGCAUCUGCUGAGGAGACACCAACACCAAGUGAAGCAAAUCUUGAAUUUUCUGUAGGAACUGGUGUGGCAGAUGUCAGUCCUACCCAGUCCACAUUGUUCAAGUCUGAAUUUACUUCCACAUUGUCUUUUAGUUUAAAUCCAACAGAUUAUACAGCUUCAUCUGCAGACCCUGGGAGUGGUGGCACAGAGGCUACAGCAUCUGAAGGGGCUGAAAAUGAUGGUUCUGGUGCUCCUCUUGAGUCUCCAUCACCAACUCCAUCAAGAAAUAUGUCAACAGAAAAAUCUCAAGUGUUAGUAAACACAGAUAUCAAAGAGAUUACAUCAUUUUUUCCCACUUCAGUUUUCACAUAUAAAGAGGAUGAUUUAGUUGACCAGCUGACAGUAGCUCCUGGUGCACUACUGUCAACAGCACCAAUUAACCUGACAUCAAAACAUACUGACAUGGAAUGGUCUGGGGUCUCAGUCACAGAUGCUGACCAAGGUCUAUCCCCUGUAGAUGGAGGUUCAGGACAUCAAACUCCAAAGCUCAGUAAAUAUGCAGUUGCUGCCACAGUUGACAUACAUGAAUUUACAAGUACAGGUUCUGAAAUGACUACACAAGUUGUCACAUUUGGCAAAGGUACAGAAAAGCCUGAAUUGUCCCACAGUGCCCCACAAAUAAAGACAGAGCAGAGAGCAGAUGAUUCUGAGAUAUUUACAUUUACACAGGAUUCUUUGACAACCAGUUUGCCAAGACUUAGUAUGGACACUACACUUUUGAAGGAAGGCAGCAGCAUCAACACAUUACCUGAAACAGUGACUACAGAGACACAUGUUACUUCUGUAGUUCCCCCUGUCAUCUUUUCUGAUCAUACUGAUAAACAAGUGACAACUAUUGUCCCCCCUAGUAGUGAGAUUAGGUCUGAUACACCAAGCAUGAAGCUUCAUGAACCGAAAUCAUCAACAGGCACUGUGGUCAUAUUUACAGAAAAUGCAAAUGAUGAGGAUGAACUUUUCUCAACAGUUACAGACAGUAUGGCAGACCAUAGCACUAGAGAAGAAUAUAUUCUAACAGAUAAUACAAUCAUUGAUGCAGAUAAAGUUUCAGUGUUUGAGCCCUCAUCACCCUUUUCCCCCACAAUUAUCACAGCGGAAGCAGCUGGUAUUACAAUGAUCUCUUUAACACCACAGUCCUCCAACAUAAUAGAGGAACCAGAUGGAUCUGGAAUGGAUAGUGCUUUGUCAUCAGUGCCACAAUUUCAUGUUGCAUUUCAAUCUACCACAGAAGGGUCAUCAAGUAAAGAAAUUACUUCUAGAACAGGCUCUCUAUCAAGUAGUCCAACAUCACUGGAAGAAACAAAAACAAAACCAACAUUUGUUGAGCUCCUUCAUGAGAAGUUUACUGUUCCAUUAGAACACUAUCUAACCUUUGCUCCUUCAAAGUUAAUGCCUUCCAAAACAUCAACUUCCACAUACUCUCCUCAGACAACCCCACAUUUGACCCAUGGUACCAGACAUUCCAUGCACACAACUUCACAUAUUAGUUUCAGCACAUUAUAUCGCACUUAUUCUAGCACCAACACACCUGAUUCCAGUCAUACAGCCUCACAUAGUACCCACAGCACUCAUCAGCCUACAUUUACCCUGACCACUAAAUCUAAUCAUACAACCACUGACCAUUAUAAAACCUCAGCCACUGACCACUCUAAAAUCUCACAUUCACUUUCUGCUACAUCACAUCCUGGAUUUGGUUCUGCACAGUCAUCAUUUAAACCUACACAUUCUACCCUUAAAUCUCUUUCCACACCAAGUGAUGAUUUCUCUGGAGACCAUGACUCUGUACAGGAUUCUGGAGUGCAAACUUUAAUGCCAACUUCUCAAACUUUCACUACACCUACAGACACGGACUCAGAAACAAUAAAAACUGCAACAAGUAAACCCUCUGCUAGGUCACCUGUAAUUAUUCAUACUGUAAAAGAUACAUUUGAGGAAGCUGUACAGACAACAGAAGCCCCACAAGCUGUUAUGACCACUUUGGACAAUGUAUCUCCAAUAAACAUGGAAGAAAUUGUGCCUAAAUCAACAAUAUCAGCCUUGUUUACUCAUCCCUCAGAAGUGGAAAGCUCUAGUGAAGGUGCUGACCAAGAUGUGAUAAUUCCAACAUCUACACCCUAUCAUGUCUCAAGAUUACCUGUUGUAACAGGUAUGCUACCAUCUGCUGAUUCUGUUCCAAUAAUUGAUUCUGUUGAAGAUAUUGACACUACAACUACAAUGACUGAAAAAACAGAGACUACACUGACAGGCAAGAUAACAAAAUUGACAGAGGACAAUGAAAAAAUGUCAGCAGUGCCUUUGGUUGAUGAGUCAAAAACUUCAGUGGUUGAGACCUCUGCCUUCCCUGCUACUACAGCCUUCCCUGCAACUGCUUCUCAAUUCUUUACUAGUACAGUUCAGUUUCUGCAGUCAUCUUUUGCACCAUUUUUAGAUCUUUUAAAUAAAUCUACUGAAAGACCUUUAGGAACUGUGCAACCUAUUCAGGAGCUGUCCACAGAAAAACUGUUUGGUACCAGCAGAGGGACAACAACAAUCCCACCAAUAUCAGGCUCAGAUGAAAGCUCAGGAGACCAGCCUAUAGAAAUGUUCAGUAAAGAGUCCACACCAGUAGUCUCUCCUAAAGUGGCCAUAGUCCAUAAACAUUUCUCCACCACCCAUUCAGAUUCAUUAGUGUCAUCAUCUCAGAAAACUCACAUGAGUUUAGAUACAACCUCAGCACGCACAACAAACACAAAGUCUGUGGAAUCAUACUAUCAAGAUCUGUCUGAAGUAACACUUAACCCCCAGCCUACCAAUAUAUGGGCAGAAGGAGAUUUGACAGCAACAACUAUUCCUAUAAUUUCUAUGUCCACAUCAGAAAAUGAGAAGUCUAGUCAGCCUAUUGGAACCACAAAGGAAAUUGUACCAUCUACUAAACAGAUGCCAGUAGGGGAAGCAAUUUCAUUUGAUUUGGAGUUGGUUUCAAUCACACACAGACCUGAAAAGGCAGACACAUCAAUAUAUAGUCCUGCAGAUCAAACAAAGACCCUGGACUUUAUUGAACCUAUCACAGUUGCAUCAACAUACACACAGGACACUGAUGACACAUCUGAAUCUUUUGUAGUAGAAACCAUACCAGAUUUUAGUGGCACUGUGACCACCUCACAGGUUGAGACUGAUACUACCUUUAAGAGAACAGACACAAGCUUGCCUGUUACUCACAGAAGUGAGAGCUUUACAAAAUCUAUCAGUUCAGAAAGUAGCAAAGAAGAGGUUAGAACUGCUGUCCCAACCUCUGAUGAGGUCCAGGCAGUUAUUUUAUCAUUAGUUACCACAUCACCACUGCUACAGCCUGAUGACUCCAGCACCGGAUCUGUUAGUGAGCAAACCAUGUCAAAGGAGCAGCAGGCAAUUGGCCAGAUUGAGGAAGCUAUAACUCCUAUCACAGACAUACUUAUCCAGGAGAGUGUGGAUAAUACAUCAUCAACAUCUGCAGUUCCAAGACACAUUGAUGCCACUACUUCAUAUGAAGAUGCUUUUGAUCCAGUAGUACAGACGGCAACACAAAGGCCUUCUGUGCAUACAGAUUUAGGAUACACAGUUUUUGAAGAGACCUUGGAUAUUUCAGGUGUUCAUUCAUGUCCUGAUAAUAUUUGCUUGAAUGGUGGCUCAUGUGUGAAAAUGGGCAUUGCCCAAAUCUGUCACUGCCCUCCUGGAUACACUGGGCAAUAUUGUGAAAUAGAUGUUGAUGAGUGCCAGUCCAAUCCAUGUCAUAAUGGGGGUACCUGUGUGGAUGGGCUGAACUCUUUUUCCUGUGUAUGUCUGUCAAGCUACAAAGGGGCUCUGUGUGAGCAAGACACAGAGGUAUGCAACUAUGGCUGGCACAAGUUCCAGGGCCAUUGCUACAAGUACUUCCCCCACAGACGCACCUGGGAUGCAGCUGAGCAUGAGUGUCGCCUCCAGGGGGCGCACCUCACCAGUAUUCUGUCCCAUGAAGAGCAGCAUUACAUCAACCGCCUUGGCCAUGACUACCAGUGGAUCGGUCUGAACGAUAAAAUGUUUGAAAGCGAUUUCCGGUGGACUGAUGGCCAUGUUGUGCAAUAUGAGAACUGGAGACCCAACCAACCAGACAGUUUCUUCUCCUCUGGAGAGGACUGUGUGGUGAUGAUCUGGCAUGAGGAUGGCCAGUGGAAUGAUGUUCCCUGCAACUAUCAUCUUACCUUCACCUGCAAGAAAGGCACAGUGGCGUGCAGCCAACCUCCUCUGGUGAUGAACGCACGAGCAUUUGGCCAGACACGUCCACGCUACGAGAUCAACUCGCUCAUCAGGUACCAGUGCAUGGACGGCUUCAUCCAGAGGCAUUUACCCACCAUCCGCUGCAGAGGAGAUGGCUUAUGGGAUGUGCCCAAAAUCUCCUGCAUGAACCCCUCCAACUUCCAGAGGGAAUACAGCCGGAUGUAUCGGACCAUCAGAAUUCAUGGCAACCAAUGGAGGAGAUCCAAAGAGAACUCUGCCAGUUCCCUCCAGAACCAUCAUCAUCAGCAUGCUUUUCAUAACCACCGGACAAAACAAUAGGCCGGCUUACUAAGAGACCUGGUCCCAGUAAUCUAGACCCCUUGGCUAGAGAGAUCUUUCUCAGCUAAGAAAGUGUUUUUUUUUUCAUUCUUUUAACCACACGUGAUGGAUUUUCAUGUGAUUUGAUUCAUAUAUGGAGAAAAUAUAGAAAGAUAUAUGGAAACAGGAAAAGAUAAAAAAUGAAGAGGACAAGGAUCUGAGGUUUAGAUACUGGACUAAGCAUACUGCCUGUUCAGAACUGUAGGAGUAAGAGAAGAUUUUUAAAAAAACGUUCUCAGCUGGCCACUGAAAAAAAAAAGACUGUCACUGUUUCUGCUGGAUGACUGCCAUGCGAGUGAAUUUAAAAAUAUAUAUUCUAUUUUCACUUUGGAUCACAAAGUGCCUUCUUGGUCAAGUGUUUGCUAAUAUACAGAAUCAACUUGCAUAUCGACUUUUUUUUUUUUUUUUCAGUUCAUAGUACCGUAUACAAGACACAAGAAAUCAAGAUUUGCUCAAAGUUACUUCCAAACUGUGCCUGAGAAUCCUCUAGCACAUAUUGUGAUACUGACUGUGGUUUCUACACUUGCAUUUUCCUCUGGGUGUAGUUUAUCAAAGUUCUUGAUAUAGCGUUCCUCUGUUUCAAAGCUCCUGAGAAGUUCUUCAGGUCUAUGAGAACAAGAACAAUGGAGGGCACAACAAAUGGGAGGACAUGCAUUCAAAGACUGAAUGCAAAGCAAAGCAAACGGUAUAGGAAAAUACAAUGGGAAUGAUUGUUAACCCAAAAACGAUCAACGGGAAUGCUAACAUGACACAAAAACUAUUUGGACUCUUUGAUAACCAUCCCAAAAACAACACAUUACAAUAAACCCAUCCAAAGGAAUACUUAAGUGCCUUGAUUGCAAAAUGAUCUUUUUUUAUAUCAGGCCAUUUUGAUUAAUCGCUACACUGUCUAAAAUGUCACUUUCAUUUAAUUCCUCCAUUUCUUUUCAUCUUUAAAAGGGCUCCUCUUCGCCAAAUAACUUCAGCCUCUGUGUUUCUUUUGGACAUUGUAAAACUACUUUUUAAGAGAAUGUACUUUGUGAAUUGCUCAAUAAGACUUGAACAAAAAUGCCUUUUUAACAGCAACCAUGUAAUUUAUUUUUCAAGCUGCUUCUAAUCUUCUUGUGUUCAUUGUUAAAAUGCAGCACCUUGGAGAUAAUAUGACCUGUCUGUCCAAAUGCGUCAUCAUACAGUCGGGUAGAUUAUUGCAGAGGGACUGGUGAUGACAGCUGAUUUGUGAUGGGAUAUGGGAACAAAGAGGAAACAGAAACUGACAUGACAUUUGGGUUGUUUAAUUGGUUUCAAAGAUCAGAAUCCAUCAUUCUGUACAGCUUUUCUACAUGGAAUCCUUCAGUUACAUUGCCCAUCUUGAUAAUCCAGUUGUUCACCCAGGUGUUUCUAUUAAUUUUUUAAUCUAGUUUUUGUGUUGUUUUUUCAGAUGUGUUUUAUCCAAAAGUGCACAUAUCUUUUUUAUAUUUAUAGUAUAACAAGAUAAUUGCAUAAUGUGAAUGUCUGGGAUGUGUGUGGAAAAAAUAUUGUAAGUAAAGUUACUUUUUAUACCUACAAUGUGUCACCAAAGAGACAAAGAAAGUUUAUUCCAUUUUGCUGUGGCUCUUGGCCUUCUGUUAUAACAAAGACGUGAUAUGAAAAAAAUGAGAAAGUCACUGUUGGAGGCGUCAGUAAUGAUAUUAUCCUACACAAUCUGAAUCACACUUUUCCCACCUGGAAUACAAAUAAAAGCCUUGAAAAAAUG
Electrophorus electricus (electric eel) is the source of this 20367-nucleotide messenger RNA. It is a transcript of the gene vcana, whose product is annotated as versican a. Gene Ontology annotation, biological process: skeletal system development; glial cell differentiation; central nervous system development. Gene Ontology annotation, molecular function: calcium ion binding; hyaluronic acid binding. The record is from RefSeq and is a predicted model, not a curated record. NCBI's taxonomy places the organism in Eukaryota, Metazoa, Chordata, Actinopteri, Gymnotiformes, Gymnotidae. Gene Ontology annotation, cellular component: perineuronal net; synapse.